CCAUCCCCACCCCGGCCGCCACAAGCAAAUCAAAUGGCGACGCCCAACAUAGAUUCAAUUUCAGACACAAAAUUGUACGAGCUGAAAGAGCAGCUUCUGCUGCUGACCACACUGGUGGCGACGGUGACGUACGUCACCGGGCUCAACCUACCCGGGGGAGCCUGGCAGACGCAGCAGGCGGACGGGCACGGCCCCCUCGCCGGCGACCCCAUCCUCCGGGACAUCCACUACCGCCGGUACCUCGCCUUCUACUACUGCAACGGCACGGCGCUCGCCUCGUCGGUCGUGGUCUGCCUCAUCCUCGUCAUGCUGCGCAGGGACAGCCCGGCCUGGUCGGUGGUGCUGCGGGUGGUCAUGGUGCUCGACCUUCUUGGGCUCAUGGGUUCCUACGCAGCCGGGACCUGCCAUGACACCUUCGCCACCAUCUGGGUCGUGGCGCUCGCUUUCCCAGUCUUGGCCUACAUCACGUACGCUUUCGUCUGCUACCUCUGUUUGCCCCUCCGCCGCGACAACCACACCCCCAGAAACACAAACACAGGGUACCAAGAGAAGGAGAAGAUCGAGGUGCUAAUGUUGCUGGCCACCUUCGCAGUCACUAUCUCCUACGCCGCCGGGCUGAACCCGCCUGGCGGCUUCUGGACCAGCACCGGGCACAAGGAUGGCCGCCUUCUUCACCUCGCCGGCGACCCCAUCAUGGAAGAUAGCGCGCUCCGGAGGUACCGGGCCUUCUUCGUCUGCAACACGACGGCGUUCGUCGCCUCCUUGCUCAUCAUCCUGCUGCUCCUGGACAAGAACUUGAGCAGGACCAUCUCGGCGAGGUUCGUAGCGGUCUACGGCUUCAUCGGGGUGGCGCUCCUGGGCCUCAUGGGGGCCUAUGCUGCUGGCAGCUGCAGGGAGACUGACAAUACCAUCAAGGUCCUCUCCCUGGCCGCUGGGGUUCCUAUCUGCGUAAUCUUGCAGCUGGCUCUCAACUAUGUCUUCUAUUGGCCAAUCAAGAACAUGUGUGAUAGUUUCACGAGAUGGUUGCAGAACUUGAGUCCCAGAGGUAUACUUGCUGUACAUCCUAAUUUGUUGGUUUCUCUUUUAUCUUUUACUAAUAAGACUAUCCACAGAUUGAAUGAUUGGAUGAUUGACCCAUUCAUUAAUUAUGCAGGUGCGAGCGCACUCGCGGAUCCAGACCUGAAAAACACUCGAUUUUUCGUUAUGGUACUUGCUAGCUUCGCGGUGAGCAUCACCUACCAAGCGGGACUGGAUCCACCAGGCGGCCUCUGGAAAGAUGACCUGAAUGGGCAUAAGAUCGGCCACCCGGUUCUCCGGACCACACAUCCUGCUCGGUACCAGGUCUUCUUCUACAGCAACUCAGCAGCUUUCGUGACAUCUCUGGUGGUGGUGAUGAUGGUCCAGAGCAAGUUCCUGUUGAAGCGCCGUACGUUGGUGGCAGCCAUGGUGCUGGACUUGAUCGGCCUCGUCAUCGCCUAUGCCGCCGGGAGCACCAGGGAUGCAAGCACGUCCAUCUAUGUCGUCGCGGUGGCUUGCCUUGUCCUCUCCUACGUCGUCGUCCAUAUCGCGUUAGGAGGAGAGAAGGAGAAUGUCGCUGCUGAACCUGCUCCUGCUGCUGGUACGGUAGCUCCUGAUCCUGCUACUCCUGCUGCUACAUCUGCUAGCCCUGCUGCUACUCCUACCGCUCCUGCUUCUCCGGUAGUGGUAUUAGGAGGAGGAGGGGGAGGAGGAGGGCGACGAAGCAAGGAGCAGCUGGAUGACAAGCGUCAGGUGCUGCUGCUAAUCGCCAUCUUGGCCGCGGCGCUUACCUACCAAGCCGGCUUGACCCCGCCGGGCGGCUUCUGGCAAAAGGACGACGAGGUUCAUGGCCACCGUGCGGGCUACCCGGUCCUCCUCGACAACUACCCGCGCCGCUACAAGGCCUUCUUCUACUGCAAUGCGGCGAGCUUCAUGGCGUCGGUGGCUCUCAUCCUCCUCCUCGUGAACCGCAAGCUGUACAGGCCGGGAAUACGGUGCUACGCGCUCCACGUGUGCAUGGCGGUCGGCAUGUUCGCACUCAUGGGCGCCUACGCUGCCGGGAGCUCCCGGCAUCUUAAGACCUCCAUCUAUGUGUUGACGCUAGUGAUCGCAGUGUCGGCCUCCAUACCCCUGCAGGUAGCCAUGUUCUGGUACAUCCGCAACUACAGGAGAAACCACCAACAUGAUGAAGGCAGAAUAAGACGACGGCGAACACGCGGGCUAGACAGCCCCGACCAGGAGAAGGACGAGGAGUUGGAGUACCUGAUGCUGCUAGGAGUCCUGGUCGCGAGCGUGACGUACCAGAGCGGCCUGAGACCACCGGGCGGCCUGUGGGAAGAGGGCAACGCCGCCGGCAACCCCAUCCUGCACGACGUCAACAAGCGCCGGUACGACAUCUUCCUGUACAGCAACUCCACUUCGUUCAUGGCGUCCGGGAUGGCGAUCGUCAUGCUGCUCCCGUUCACGCUGAGCAACCUCGAGUGGCGCUUCUUGCCGUCCCAGAGGAGGAACCGCAAGUGGCCGCUCUGGCCGGUCCACACGGCCAUUUUGCUGGACAUGCUCGGCCUCCUGGUGGCCUACGCGGCAGGAAGUACCAGGACGUGGAAGUCGUCCAGGAACGUCAUAUUCAUCCUCCUCCCCGUGCUAGCCUACAUUGCGCUCUACGCAGCAAUAGUGGCGAUAUACAUAUACAUCUGUAACAAAAAUCGCACAUCCUCCCAGUUGCCGACCACGCAGGCAGACCAACAAACAACAAACGCUUAGUCUCCCUCUUGGAAAUAUAUCGUGUGUAUUAUUCGCAUGAAAAACUUGUAUAUCAUUAUCACCACACCAUGUGGACCGAGUUGUUGUGCUGUUUUGGUCGUGCACCCGUCACUGUCAUUUCUUCAUUUUCUUUCCCACAGUACAUUGCUAGGUCAACAUUGUUCG
This is a messenger RNA of Aegilops tauschii subsp. strangulata, 2946 nucleotides long. NCBI's taxonomy places the organism in Eukaryota, Viridiplantae, Streptophyta, Magnoliopsida, Poales, Poaceae. The record is from RefSeq and is a predicted model, not a curated record.